GUACAAAUCAUAAAUUUUAUAAGUCAGCAUUCCGAUCAGUACCUGUUGUAGUUGUUAGGGCUUGGGUCUUAUUUGUGCACAUUUCCAAGACAAAGUUACAACUAGGAGCGGUUAAAAUACAGGUUCGUUAAUAGGCGACCAUAAUUCCUAAACAGGAGGUAAUCACAUGUACAGUACAGGCGGAAGCAGUUCAUUUUAUAGCAACCCAGUGUGUACACCAGAAACACUCGAGCCCGGAAGUGACUCUGCCCCUAGAAAACAUGGCUUCCAGGCCAUUUCCGUUCGCCUAUAGGCCAUAAUUGAGCCUCGAGGCUUCUCGCGGUUUUUCAGUUGCUGUCUGCUUAGCAAAGUCUCUCCCGCGGCUUGUUUCGAGGAGGAAGGCGGGGCUACAAAGGAGACGCUGCGUGGUGAUUGGUUUCGCCGCGUGGGCCGUGGCUCUCGGGGAGGUGAACGUCGUGAUUGGUUGUCGAGAGGCGGGGCGACUUGACCGCUGGAGAAGCGGCGGCCGCCACGGGAGAACCAUGGGUCAGGCCGCCAAGGUUUUACAGCUCUUUAAAACACUGCACAGGACUAGACAACAAGUUUUUAAAAAUGAUGCCAGAGCUUUAGAAGCAGCCAGGAUAAAGAUUAAUGAAGAAUUCAAAAGUAAUAAAAGUGAGACUUCUCCUAAGAAAAUAGAAGAGCUCAUGAAAAUAGGUUCUGACGUUGAACUGUUACUCAGAACAUCUGUCAUACAAGGCAUUCACACAGACCACAAUACACUGAAAUUGGUCCCUAGGAAAGAUCUUCUUGUAGAAAAUGUGCCAUAUUGUGAUGUACCAACUCAGAAGCAAUGAAUUUUUUAGGCUAAAACAAGUCUCUGCACUUUUUAAUUUUAGAAAUGUGACUCUUGCAAAAGUACUAAAAAUGUAGAUGCUUUUCUCUGAACCGGCAUAUUAGAAAUGAAUGACUUAAAUAAUA
Chinchilla lanigera (long-tailed chinchilla) is the source of this 960-nucleotide messenger RNA. It is a transcript of the gene Lyrm7, whose product is annotated as LYR motif containing 7. The coding region runs from base 522 to 836 and encodes 104 amino acids. Gene Ontology annotation, biological process: mitochondrial respiratory chain complex III assembly. The transcript is spliced from 5 exons. NCBI's taxonomy places the organism in Eukaryota, Metazoa, Chordata, Mammalia, Rodentia, Chinchillidae. The record is from RefSeq and is a predicted model, not a curated record.